UAGCUCUUGGCCGGGAGAAUAAAAUAUUCAUGGUGGCACGGUGGGAUUGGCCGCUAAGCAAAGGCCGCGCUGACAGGGUAGAGCAGAGCACCGUGUGUUCAGAAGCGGCUGUCUCCCUCUCUCUCUGUCUCUCUCGCUCUCGCUCGCUCUCUCUCUCUCCCCUUUUCUGUAUAAAGAGAUGAGCGGAGGAAGAGGGAACGGACAAGUGCGACAGCGUCUCAGCUCACCCACAGCUUCCCCAACAGAGAUAGCCAUCAAAGAAGGAACUGGCUGAUGUCCUCGCUGCCUGUGCUUUGCCGAUGUUUUAGUCUAAAUGGAUGAACAGAGCGAAGGGCAGCAUGUGCUUACGGGUCUAGAUGAGGAGGCAUUAGUGGACCAUGGGAAGUCCAGCUUCACCACUCUCACAAGCUAUGAAAGGGAAGAUUUGGAAAGCCACAGAGCGGUGUACGUAGGCGUCCAUGUUCCUCUUGGAAGGGAGAGCAAAAAGAGGCAUCGCCACCGAGGACACAAACAUCACCGAAAGAAGAAAGAGAGAGACUUUGAGGAGGGGAAGGAGGAUGGCCGGGAAUCCCCCACAUAUGACACACCAUCCCAGCGGGUCCAGUUCAUCCUGGGUACAGAGGACGAUGACCUGGAGCACGUCCCCCACGACCUCUUCACUGAGCUGGACGAGCUCUCCUUCAGACAUGGCGGUGCCACUGAAUGGAAGGAGACGGCCAGGUGGUUGAAGUUUGAGGAGGACGUGGAAGACGGCGGGGAGAGGUGGAGUAAGCCCUACGUGGCCACGUUGUCACUACACAGCUUGUUUGAACUGCGUAGCUGCAUACUCAACGGCACCGUCAUGCUGGAUAUGAGGGCCAACAGUAUCGAGGACAUCGCGGACAUGCUGAUAGACAGCAUGGUGGCGUCAGGCCAUCUGAAGGAGGACUUGCGCCACAACGUCCGGGAAGCCAUGCUGAAGAAACACCACCACCAGAACGAGAGAAAACUCAGCAACCGCAUCCCUCUGGUGCGCUCCUUCGCUGACAUAGGCAAGAAACAUUCUGACCCACUCUUGCUUGAAAGAAAUGGAGAGGGCCUGUCCUCUUCACAUCUCUCUCUCCACAAGCCAGAGGCAGCCUCCUCUGUCUCCAACCUCUCCCAGAGACGAGAGUCCAGGAUCUCCGUCCUGCUCAGCCAUCUCCUGCCCUCUUCUUCUUCCUCCAACUCUGGGCACGCCCCAGGCCCUCCGCUCCUCGCCACCCCUGAAAAUACCCCAUCCGCCUUCCGCCGCUCCUCCCAAACCCACGGCACAGGCCAUGGCCCUCAAGGCAUCCCCGAAGUGGUGGUAUCGCCUCCCGAGGACGACGACCCACAAAACUCUGCAGAAGAAGCGGCCUCAUCACCGGAGCUCAGCCGGCGAGCAUCCUCGGCAUCCUCGGCAUCCCAUGGCUUCGAGCUGAUGCCCUUAGAAGGACCACUGGUGUCUCCGAACUCUGUCCCAAACAACCUGGAUGGCAGCAAGGCAGUGGAGAGGAGACCUUCCAAAGUAGGGGUCAGUAGAGAAAGCGGCAGUGUCGACUUCAGCAAGGUGGACAUGAAUUUCAUGAAAAAGAUUCCUCCGGGUGCUGAAGCUUCCAACGUACUGGUGGGAGAAGUGGACUUCCUGGAGAAGCCCAUAAUUGCUUUUGUGCGACUGUCCCCUGCCGUCCUCAUCACAGGCCUCACAGAGGUGCCGGUGCCCACGAGGUUUCUUUUCCUGCUUUUGGGUCCUCAUGGCAAAGGGCCCCAGUACCAUGAGAUUGGCAGAUCCAUGGCCACACUAAUGACGGACGAGAUUUUCCACGAUGUAGCAUACAAGGCCAAAGACCGAACAGAUCUCCUCUCGGGGAUAGAUGAGUUCCUUGAUCAAGUGACUGUCCUGCCUCCUGGAGAAUGGGACCCCACCAUCCGGAUUGAGCCCCCCAAGAAUGUCCCGUCUCAGAUGAAGAGGAAGGUCCCGACCCAGCUAAACGGCACUGCGUCUCCAGCUGGAGAGAUGGAAAAGGUUGAGGACCACGCAGGACCUGAGCUGCAGAGGACCGGGAGGAUAUUUGGAGGUUUGGUCCUGGACGUCAAGCGGAAGUUGCCGUUCUACUGGAGCGACAUCAGAGACUCCUUCAGUCUGCAGUGUCUGGCCUCCGUCCUGUUCCUCUACUGCGCCUGCAUGUCCCCCGUCAUCACAUUUGGGGGUCUGCUCGGGGAGGCAACAAAAGGCAACAUAAGUGCCAUAGAGUCUCUGUUUGGGGCCUCACUGACGGGAGUGGCGUACUCCCUCUUCGCAGGCCAGCCCCUCACUAUUCUUGGCAGCACGGGCCCGGUUUUAGUGUUUGAGAAGAUCCUCUUCAAGUUCUGCGCUGACUACGGACUGUCCUACCUGUCGCUGCGGACCAGCAUUGGUCUGUGGACAGCCUUCAUGUGUCUGGUCCUGGUGGCCACAGAUGCCAGCUCCCUGGUCUGCUACAUCACCCGCUUCACAGAGGAGGCCUUCGCUGCACUCAUCUGCAUCAUCUUCAUCUACGAGGCUCUCGAGAAGCUCUUUCACCUGGGAGAACACUACCCUGUCAACAUGCACAGCAACUUGGACGACCUUACCCUGUAUUCGUGUCAGUGCUCUCCACCGGUCAAUGCCUCGGAGGAGCUCGUGCAGAAGUGGAACAGCACAGGAAACGGCUCGGACUCUAUCCCAUGGAGCAGCCUCAAUGUUUCGAUGUGUAAUACCCUCCAUGGGGAGUUUGUGGGUCCUGCCUGCGGUGAUCGUGGGCCCUACAUCCCAGAUGUUCUCUUCUGGUCCGUCAUCCUCUUCUUCACCACCUUCUGUCUGUGCUCCUUACUUAAGCAGUUCAAGACGGAGAGAUAUUUCCCCACCAUGGUGCGAUCCACCAUCAGCGACUUCGCUGUGUUUAUAACCAUCAUGGUCAUGGUGUUGGUGGACUAUCUAAUGGGGAUCCCUUCUCCUAAACUGAAUGUCCCUGACCGCUUUGAGCCAACUUCAAAGAACCGAGGCUGGCUGAUGGACCCGUUAGGAGAAAAUCCCUGGUGGACGCUGCUGGUGGCUGCGCUUCCUGCCUUGCUCUGCACCAUCCUCAUCUUUAUGGACCAGCAGAUCACUGCAGUCAUCAUCAACCGCAAGGAGCACAAGCUGAAGAAAGGCUGUGGCUAUCACCUCGAUUUGCUGAUAGUGGCGAUAAUGCUGGGUGUGUGCUCCAUCAUGGGCCUGCCAUGGUUCGUGGCUGCAACCGUCCUCUCCAUCUCCCACGUGAACAGCCUGAAGGUGGAGUCCGGCUGCUCCGCCCCGGGAGAGCAGCCCAAGUUUCUGGGCAUCCGGGAGCAGCGCGUCACUGGAUUUAUGAUCUUUGUCCUCAUGGGCUGCUCUGUUUUCAUGACAUCGGUGCUCAAGUUUAUUCCUAUGCCGGUCCUGUAUGGAGUCUUUCUCUACAUGGGUGUCUCUUCCCUCAAAGGCAUUCAAUUCUUUGACAGAAUCAAGCUGUUCGGCAUGCCCGCCAAGCACCAGCCCGACCUGAUCUACCUGCGCUACGUGCCGCUGUGGAAGGUCCACGUCUUCACUCUGGUGCAGCUCACCUGUUUGGUGCUGCUCUGGGUCAUCAAGGCCUCCUCAGCAGCUGUCGUAUUUCCCAUGAUGGUUCUGGCGCUGGUCUUUAUCCGAAAGCUUCUAGACUUUUUCUUCACAAAGAGAGAGCUGAGCUGGCUCGAUGACUUGAUACCAGAAAGCAAGAAGAAGAAAGAGGACGACAAGAAAAAGAAAGCUCGAGAAAGUCUGGGUUCCGCUGCUGUUUUCACUCAGGAAGAAGAGUCCAGUCUGUACAAAGAAGGGGCUCGGGAACCGAAGGUCAACUUAGAAGACUCAGACCUUCUCAACAUCCCGGUGAAAGCACUCUCGGGGAGUUCUGAUACUGACCCCUUGGUUGUAAAUAUCUCUGAAAUGGACAAAACGUCAGCGUGGAAAGCAGUGAACUCGAGUGCAGAGUCAUGUAUCCAACCUGUGAAGCGUAGUGAAAGCCAGGAGAAGAUGGCCUGCGUUAGAGUCGACGUCAGCCCCGAAACACCAGGAAGGAGCUCCACUAACGAGACCUUCCUGUGAUAAACGGAGGCCCUCCUCCCGUCUUGACGCCUCACCACCCAAACCCCCCCCCCCCCGCCACACACGACACCCUACCCCGCUGACAAGCACCAUCUUAAUGGCAUAAGGGGGCAUAGAACUGCAGCGUUCCCAUCUUGGGGGCAGCGGGCGAGCUCCCCCGGGGCUGUGAGUCCUCCUCCACCUGAAGUCUUGUAAGUGUGCAGCGCGUGUACACUAUGGCUGCCGCGAUGCACCGCCGAGCGCUCAUCUCCGAGGAAUGAAGGAAUCCCGCUGUUACUGCCCACCGACACUCACUUGUUUAGGAAGUCUCUCAAACUAGCAAUUUCGUCACGCAUUAAAACCACAGAUGCCAAAGGAAGGGGCCUCACUGAUGAGGAUCGUGGACUGGUUGAAUUGAAUUUCACUUUUAUCCCGCUGUAUAUUCUUGAUUUCUGUUUACUGUUAUUGUUUUGGCUGAUUACCGUACUGUACAUUUUGGGGUCCUUCGAAGCUCAUACACCACGAGUUGCCCUGCGCUGUUUGUUUCCAUGUGUUUUCGGUUGGAUUAAGACCCGUCGCCCAACUACACCAGCUUCAGAUGAAAACCAUUCAGGUACUGUCGGUGCCAGCUGAUUCUUUUUCACAGAUUGUAUGGCACAGUAUAGGAACCAAACCAAAACGGAGGUACAUUCAGAUAGAAACUACUCCACCACACUACUACACACAUCUUUGUAGAAUUUGCUCAUGAAUCAUCUCUGUCUGCCGGGGAACACUCAGUAUUGACGUCGCUGCUCAUAAUUUGGUCGGUUGUUUUCACUGUAAACCUCACUGUUGAUAUUGUAUGUUAUCUUAUAGAAAUAUUCUGUAUUUAUGUAUGUAUGUAUGUAUGUAUGUAUGUAUACUGUGUUCUUUUAAUUUGUAACAUUAUAGGAAACCUACUUCAGAGGCCAUAUGAAGUCUGUACUGUACAGUAAGCACUUUGCCAGUAUAGUUUCUUAUCAAAAAACGGAUUAUAGUGUGUUAAUAUCUGCGUUAAUUGUCUUUAGAGCUGUUGUUCAAAUGUCAGUUAAACAACUCAGGAAUCUUGAAUGAUUUCUGACUGUGGUCACUUGAUAUUUAUUUUUUUUGUCACAAGGCAGUGAGAAUUAACGGUCUACUGUAUUCCUGUCAUCGCUGGUAUCACAACUAUUUUAACAAAUGCUGUAAAUCAUAAAAUAUAAUAAGUUGUUGAAUAAAAAAAACAAACAGAGUAUUUGUGACCCAGCUAGAUGCACCAGUUUUUAUACUGUCUGUAUUACUGUUGGUAAUAGUUUGUAUGUGUGCGUGGCGUAAAGAUAACUUGGUAUGUUUAGCGUUGCAAAUCAUUUUAUGCAAAAUAUUUCUACAGUAAAUGUAAAAAAAACAAAAACCUAUUAUAUUCUAUGAAGUUGUUCUUAUUUUGCUAAGUGCAGUCCUGUUUUAGCAAUAAGUAUUCCAUACCGUGCAAUGUAUGGACUCUAUGAACCUGGCUACUAUUCAGGCAAAGAGUAAAUGUUGAAAUGAUUUGUUUCGUGUCCACUUCAGCGGCUCCGUGUGCGUGUAGCUACAGCGACUCUACUGACAGUCGCUUACGUGCCUUGUCGGAGCGCUUUAUGUUUAAAGUCUCGUACUGAUGAUGCAUGUGUUCAGAACACCCGAUGGCACACAGAUGCCAAAGACGGACCAUCAUAACUUUACACCAGUGAACCAGUCUGUCCUAGUGUUGUUCCACGUCUGUGAGAAAGUCGUUGGCCAGAGCCACCGACUCCAACGAUCUAACUCAAAUUAUCUUCCAUUUGCAAAUGUUACUCCUGAUACCGUUUCCUGGUGUGUGUGUGUGUGUGUGUGUGCGCGCGUGCGUGUGUGUUCUACUGUCGCAGCUCUGGUAUUUGCUCACAUGUGAACGCUCCGUUGUCGAUAUUGAGGUAGUGGUUUCUUUUUUUGGAAUCGAUCAGUGAAUGGCAAAUUAUUUUAUUUUUUCUACCGUCAAAAAUGAAGUCGGUGACAUUUUGCCAAACCUCUAUUUUCAAUAAGAUCUUGCAUUUGAAUUCAGUCACGGGUAUUGCAGAAGUUCUUUCCUUACACCUCAUUGUUUGAGGUAAAAAAAAAAAAGUGUGAGCUGUCGAUCGGUAGAAUCAACACAGCGAAGUGAACAUCCACCAACCAAGUAUUUAUCAUUUCAGAAUGUUUAUUUUGAUGAAGAAUAACCUAUUUCCACAUGACAUCGGUUUAAACGUUGCUGUAUAAACUUAAAGAGGCGGAUCUUCUGUCAACAGCAAAAAUGUGGAGAUUUUACACUCGACCAUCACUUGGUAAAAAUGCAUUAGUUCUGAUGUACAGACGCACAACAUCAGCGAAGCACAUGGCGUCCUGUUCGACUGAAUGAUGCAUCUUCUGUCAUGACCGCUUGGUGCAAAGCAAUAAAAGUGAAUACAUGGUGA
This is a messenger RNA of Anarrhichthys ocellatus (wolf-eel), 6558 nucleotides long. RefSeq names its product sodium bicarbonate cotransporter 3-like. Gene Ontology annotation, cellular component: plasma membrane; apical plasma membrane; basolateral plasma membrane. NCBI's taxonomy places the organism in Eukaryota, Metazoa, Chordata, Actinopteri, Perciformes, Anarhichadidae. The record is from RefSeq and is a predicted model, not a curated record. Gene Ontology annotation, molecular function: monoatomic anion transmembrane transporter activity; sodium:bicarbonate symporter activity; solute:inorganic anion antiporter activity. Gene Ontology annotation, biological process: transmembrane transport; monoatomic anion transport; bicarbonate transport. The transcript is spliced from 26 exons. The coding region runs from base 314 to 4120 and encodes 1268 amino acids.